Messenger RNA from Contarinia nasturtii (swede midge), 3253 nucleotides. RefSeq names its product broad-complex core protein isoforms 1/2/3/4/5. The transcript is spliced from 10 exons. Gene Ontology annotation, molecular function: protein binding. Lineage: Eukaryota; Metazoa; Arthropoda; Insecta; Diptera; Cecidomyiidae. Gene Ontology annotation, biological process: regulation of transcription by RNA polymerase II. Gene Ontology annotation, cellular component: nucleus. Bases 1037 to 2977 code for a protein of 646 amino acids. The record is from RefSeq and is a predicted model, not a curated record.
CUGGCUAGCAUUCCUUUGGCAUUUGCUGCCACGUUCUAUCCAAACAGUCUUGAACUAAGAACACACUGCACAGUACACACAGCGCAAAGAUUUUCCAUUCAAUUGAAAUUAGCAUUUGCAACCAGCAGGAAGAUAUUAUGAAUUUCUGCUCUCAUUGACGACAUACAUUCAAAUGUUCAAAGAAACGCAACAACAAACAAACAAAAUAAAAUUAAUCUGAACCGAAUUAUUUAAAUCAUUGUUGAAAGUGAGUGAGAAAAACAGUUGUCCUAUAUAUUUAAACGUUUGUUUUGAAAUAACAGACACGCUUUCGUCUCAAAGAUAUUUUUUUUUUCAAAUGUUUAUUUGUGCGUGCAUAAAACAUCUUGAAUGAUAUUUUGGAUAUACGAUUUAAAUCUGCAACGAAUAACAACCGAACCAAAGUGAAUUUCGAAAUUGUCAAUCGAAUGGCGAAAUUCCGCAAGUGAAUUGAUGAAACGGAGUUGUGUGCAGAGAGACGAAAAAAAGCGCGCGUUAGAAAGAAGGCGUUUCAAAUGUGAGAAGAAAAACAGCAUUUUUUUCGAAUAUGUGAAGAAACAUUGCAAGAUUGUGGAAAACAGACAUAGAUUACAUUUAUUGAAGAACGGCAUGAAAAAUAUGUGUGAAAAGUGAAUGUGUUUACCGAUAUGCCGAUGUAAACAAAAAAAAAUCUGAUAUUCAAUCAUUAAUUUAAAUUGAAAAUAAUUAAUGAAACUAAAUCAAAACAUUUUGUUUAUCGCAAGUGCAUAUGUCUGAGUUAGAAACGGUGUUUGUCCAUGCCAAAUAAUUUGUUGAAUACAGUUUUUUCGGGUGCAAAAUCUACAACGUGCUGAUUCGGCACAAACGGAGCAAAGAGAAAGAAGGAGUGGAACAUAUUGAUACAAAUUGUAUGUUUUUUUUAAACGACGGUAUUUUGUAAUUCAAUACAAACACCACUUAAAAAUCAAUUACCGUUCGUACCAUUGAACAAGAAUCGAAUGACACUGUAUAUGUGUAUGACACUUAAAUCAGGUUGAAUAUGUCGUCAUCUCAGAUAGCUGAAAAUUAUCAAUUAAAGUGGCAUUCUCAUUUGACCAAUUUAAAUUCAUCGGUGGCCACGCUUUUCAGAAAUGACAAGUUUGCCGAUGUACUAUUGUUCACAAGUCAAAUGGAUGGGGGUUGUGGUAUUCCAGCGCAUAAGAUAAUACUUAGCUCCUGUAGUCACUUCUUUGCACAAGUAUUUGACUCAAAUCCAUCACCGCCAAAUUCUAUGGUUUAUAUUGUGCUACCGCCUGAAAUUAGCCGAAGAUCGAUACAGAUUUUGAUUCAAUAUAUGUACAGUGGCGAAGCAACCGUAUCGAAUGAUAUACUUAAUGAAGUACUUCAUGGUGGUGAACUAUUGAAAAUACGUGGGUUGUGCCGUAAUAAACAAACACAAUCCACGACAACAACAACAACAACAGCAGCAACAGCGGCGGCGCCGGCAACAGCACCAUCGUCAUCAAUGAAUGAGACAAGUUCAUUACAUUAUUCAUCUGGUGGUGAUACUGGUUGCGAUAAAUCAAUGUAUGAACUUCAUACGGACCGAACGGUCAAUAAUGCGAUCAUCAAAGAGAGUCCCGUUAUCGUAACAUCACCACAGCAUAUGGGCAGCAGUGCAUCAGUCGCACAUAAACCGUCAUCAUCAUCUACAUCGUCCGCAAUCCCAUCAGGAUCCAGCCUAUGUCAAUCCGAUCCAGACAUUCCAAAACGAAGUUCCAUGAGUUACGGUCUAAAAUCCACUGUGGUUCGAAAUCAUUGCGCCUAUAAUUCACCGACAACGCCAUUGCAUAUAAAAUCAUCAUCUGUACACAAUGAACUUGGCCAUAUGCCACCGCCCAUAGCAUCGCAAAUCACAUCAUCGACCACAUCAUCAUCAUCGCUUAUACACUCACCCGAUUCGCACAGCAACAGCAGCAGUGUGUCAACAAAUCCAAAUAACAAUCCAAAUAUGGGCAUUAAAAAGGAAUCAAUGACAAUCAAUGCAAUGAACGAUGACUUGGUUAGUGUACCGGCACAUUAUGGUUUAGUAUCGUUACAAAUAGCGGCCGCUGUGAAAAAAGCACAACAAAUUUCCGAAAAACGAUGUGCAAACAGUACAUCACAUUUAUAUCAAAAAUCAUCAUCACACCAUGCAAAUCCAAUUGCAAACAAUCAUGAAUCACAAUCAACAGUGAUCGGUAUUGGUGUCGGCAGCAGUGGCGUCGAAAUGCAUGGCAAACAUAUUGAAAAUGGCAAUAAUUCAACGGCAACGAUAACAACGACCUCAACAAAUAAUAAUUUUGUGCGACGAUACAGUGAUGACUAUUUUGCCAAGGACGAUAUUCCAAGUGGAUCCCAUUUACAUCAUCAACAGGCACAACAACAAACAACACAAAUGCCGGAAGAUCUACAAAUGAUGGCCAUCAAACAGGAACCAGUCGAAUGGUCAGAUUUUGACCACGAAAAUGCAAGUCUAAACAAAUCAAGCAUUGAGGUUGCUGUCAAACCGGAACUGAUUUAUUCGAAGGGCGACACUGACGAAGAAGCAACCGAACAACAAGAACCAAUUUAUUCGCCAUUAACAUGUGAAUUGUGUAGUGAAACCUUUACCGUUCCAGCCGAAUGGUGUCGACAUGUACAAAAUCAACACAUUGAGAGCCAUUCCGAAACGACACAUUGUGUACCAAAAAAACGGAAACACAUCGAGUCGAGCACAAUUUCGGAGAAUAUAGCUGCGUUGCGCUGUGAUUUAUGCGAUAUGUACUUUGCAACGCCCGCCGAAUGGGUUCGACACGUACAAAAUCAUACCGAAACCGAAUUGGCACUCUCCAACAAUAAUGCAUCGUUACGCCAAAGCAAUACAGCAACCAGUGCGGUCAGUCAUCGUUCAUCAAGAGGUCAGCCGCAGCACAUCGAAACCUCCAAAUACGGCCAUUCACAAAGUAAUUCGCACAGAUAAAUAUAAUCAGCAAAAUUGAGUCAGCGAAAUGUGAACACAUGCUCCAAUUGUCAGAUGUGGGGUCAAAGACUAUCAAGAAAACAAGGGCUUCGAUACAACAAAAAAAUAUCACCUUUACUCGAUUUAGAUACACACAACUUCUGAUACAUUGAUGGUUCGAUUUAAAAAUUCAGUUGAAAUAAUGGGGAUUGAGAGCGCAAAAUCGAUCCACGGACAAUAAAUUAAUCUCCAGUGAACCGAAUAUAAAAACAUACCAAGAAAAAAAAAAGCAUUUAC